AUGGGGUUGGUACCUGUAAAAGAGACUCCAAUACUUAAGUUAGCUUUUGUGGGUGUAUGGCUUAUCUUAUCUGUUGGAGAGAUGGGCCGACCUUCCAAGUUGGCAUGGUCCGAGCCCAUCGUCGCCAGGGUGGGCCCUAGUGCCGAUGUGGGCAGUUCACUAGUCCCCCAAGUUCCAAAUGCUUUUAGCCGAGGAGUUAGUGCCGAUGUUUCUCAAUAUCUGCGUAGCAAAAAUUGGGAUACAAGAGUAGUAGCUGCUCAUGCAAUUGGGUCAAUUGCUGAGAAUGUUAAGCACAUAAGUUUGACUGAACAUUUUGCUUCUGUUGUUUCAAAAAUUUCUGAGAAUGGGAUAUCUUUUAGCAUUGAGGAUCUGUGUUCAUGGCCUUAUUUACAACCAAAAAUUACAGGAAGCUCGUUUAGAAGCUUUGAUAUGAACAAGGUAUUUGAAUUUGGAGCAUUAUUAGCAUCAGGAGGACAGGAAUAUGAUAUUGGAAAUGAUAAUAUAAAAAACCCAAAGGAGCGAUUGGUUCGUCAGAAGCAAAAUCUUCAACGUCGUUUAGGCUUGGAUGUCUGUGAACAAUUUAUGGAUAUCAGUGAUGUAAUAAGAGAUGAAGAUCUUAUGGCAUCAAAAUCAGACUCACAUCUGAAUGGAAUAGAUCGUAGAGUUUUUACAUCUUGUUCUGUACAUAACAUCCAGAAAAUGGUUGCAAACAUGGUUCCUUGUGUCAAAUCAAAGUGGCCAAGUGCAAGAGAACUGAAUCUUUUAAAGCGAAAAGCAAAAAUAAACUCUAAAGACCAAACAAAAACCUGGUGUGAAGAUGGAAGUACAGAGGCAUCAGGUGCUCAAAAUUUGACUCCAAAAGGCACAUCUCCUGAUCCAGUAAAUUUCAGUAAGGCAUUCAUGGAUGUUAAUCAUGACGAAGAUGGCUUUGAGCAUGAUGGGGAUAGACAAUGGCCUUUCCACGCUUUUGUUGAGCAACUUAUUAUUGAUAUGUUCGAUCCUGUUUGGGAGAUACGACAUGGCAGCGUGAUGGCAUUGAGAGAGAUAUUAACUCAUCAAGGUGCUUCUGCUGGUAUAUUUAAACAUGACUCACGCAUGUCUGGGACCUUGUUUAUUGAAUUAGAAGACAAAAGUAUACCAAAUAUAUUGAAGAGAGAGAGGGACAUUGAUUUAAAUAUGCAAGUUUCAGCAGAUGAAUUUGUUUUAAACUUGAAGAGGCCCAAACUUGAAGAUGUAUCAUCAUCGACCUCUAUUGAUAGUGUGAUGACUUGCAUAUAAAUCCUUUGCAUAUAAAAACCGGAA
Messenger RNA from Cajanus cajan (pigeon pea), 1302 nucleotides. The record is from RefSeq and is a predicted model, not a curated record. NCBI's taxonomy places the organism in Eukaryota, Viridiplantae, Streptophyta, Magnoliopsida, Fabales, Fabaceae.